UCCACUUUUGCCGCACUCACUCACUCACGCACUCGGAGCAUCCGAUACUCGGCCAGUGCGUCAUACGCGGUGUCGGCGGCGGCCAUGCCGCUCUCGCUGCCGUCUUCGGCGGCCGUGGUCAAGGCGCUGCCGCGGGCGCUCUCGCUCACGGCCGCGGCCGUCGCGGCGGCCACCACGUCCCUCCUCCUCAUCUCCGCCGUCGUCUCCCGCACCCACCACGUCGCCUCCUCCUCGGCGCCUCCGCUUCCCCCGUACGCCAGCGCGUCCACGACCGCCCCCCAAGCCCCGGCGCCCGCGCCCGCGCCCGCGCCCGACCCCGACCACCACCACCACCCCCCGCCUCCCCCGCCCGUUCCCCCGUGCCCGCCCAACGCCACCCACCUCGUCCCCUGCCACGAGUCCCCCUCCGGGGAGCGCCACUGCCCCACGCGCCCGCCGCCUCCUCCGCACCCGCCCAAGGACCCCCCGCCGCAUCAACCGCACCCUCCACCGCCCCCGCCGCACUGCCGCGUCCCGCCGCCGCCCGGGUACCGCCCGCCCCCGCCGUGGCCUGCGCGGCGCGAGCGCGCGCGGUACGCGAACGUGGACCUCCCGCUGCGGAUGUCCUCGGCCAAGCUGGCGGGCCAGGACCCCGUCCGCGGUCGCGGGGAGUGGCUGGUGUUCACCAAGGGCAAGGGGGUACGGAAUUACGUCGACCAGCUGGCGCGCGUGGUGCCGCUCCGCGGCGGCGUGGUGCGCACGGCGCUCGACAUCGGCUGCGGGGUUGCGAGCUUUGGGGACUACCUGCUGAACUAUGGAGUACUGACCAUGUCCAUUGCUCGUGGAGCACAAGCGCAGCUCGCGUUGGAGCGUGGACUGCCUGCCAUGAUCGGAGCGCUUGUUGCUCACAGGCUGCCAUAUCCAUCGAGGUCCUUCGAUAUGGUGCACUGUGCGGACUGCCUUGUUCCAUGGGCUGCUCAUGAUGGGCUCUAUAUGCUGGAAAUCGACCGGCUUCUCCAACCCGGUGGCUAUUGGGUCUUCUCUAGGCCACCCGUCAGCUGGAAAUCUGCAUACAAUAUUUCGAAUCAAGCGACUGAAGAUGAGGACAAGCAAUUAACCAUGGAUGAUAUGGCAAAUAAGCUUAAUUGGACGAAGCUGUCUGAGAACGGCACGAUUUCUGUUUGGAGAAAGCCUACUUGUCAUCUCCACUGUGACCAAGAAGCAAAAUUCUUAGGAUCGCCACCACUCUGUAGAGAAGACCCAGAUAGUGCCUGGUAUGCGAAUAUUUCAAUGUGUAUAUCAUGUCUUCCAAGAGCUGAACUUGUUAAUGUUUGUGCUGGUGGUGUCAUAGAAAAGUGGCCUAAAAGACUUGAUGCAGUGCCACCGAGGAUAACCAGUGGGGAAAUGAAGUGGUUGUCCAUUCAGACAUAUAAGCAGGACAGUUUGAUUUGGGAGAAAAGGGUUAAUUUCUAUGUAACAUAUCUAAAAUAUCUAUCUAAUGGAACUUACAGAAAUGUCAUGGAUAUGAGUGCUGGUUUUGGUGGCUUUGCUGCUGCUAUGUCCAAGUAUCCUGUUUGGGUCAUGAAUGUCGUUCCUACUAAUGUAACAGACAAUACUCUUGGUGUCAUCUAUGAGCGUGGACUGAUUGGAACAUACACAGACUGGUGCGAGGCCUUCUCUACUUAUCCGCGGACAUAUGAUCUAAUACAUGCUAAUGGGAUCUUCAGUUCACAUAUUCACAAAUGUGCGAUUAUUGACAUCCUGGUUGAGAUGGAUCGCAUUCUCCGGCCAGGGGGCGCCGCUAUUGUUCGGGACAGAGCUGAUGUCGUUCACAAAGUCAAGAAGGAUGCUGACCGCCUACGAUGGCAUAGCCGAAUCGUUGACACUGAAAAUGGGCCCCUGGAUCCUGAGAAGCUUCUCAUCGUGGACAAUUCCCCACCACUCCCAGGGAGCUAAAGCAAGCAGCAAAGAACCAGGGUCAGCAAGCCCUUCAUGUUCAUGACAACAAGUUCUACGGUCUUCUCAUGUUUCAAAAAGUGGGCUGAGAUCUCACUACCUGUACAGAUGAAGAAUAUACAGACGACCAGGGUGUUAUUACCUGUACAGAUGAAGGGUAUAACGCUAUUCUACAGUCAGAGAUUCAGAAUUACAGAGUACAAAUGAAGGGUAUAACGCUAUUCUACAGUCAGAUUCAGAACUACAGAGUACAGAUCCUCGUAUGACCAGUGCAAUAUAUUUUGAGCCACUGACUCCGCUGGAUGCCAUUUCUUCGUUCCAAUAUCCAGUAUGCAGCUUGAUUUCUUAAGCUCUGACGACUAGCUGUGCAGCUGGAACCCAGCAAAUCUCGAUUCUGUAUAGCCGCACAUUGACUGUACAUGUGUAUAGCAGCUGUACAUAUCUUGUGAGUGGUGAUGUACAUGCGAGAGGAGUUUAGACUAUUCUGUUUCUGAAUUUGCCUUGGUUUGGUCGCUAAGCAACCUACAGGUUGUACUGCAUCGUGUAGAAAAAGGUAGGAGCUUGAUUGGCAGCUGCCAGAUUUCACCUGGUCCUUGUAACUUUCCGAGUUCAGACUAUGGGGUACCGGACGUGCUGUUCCUGUUUCCGUUUGAUUGGGGUGUUGUCCAAGCAAAGUGAAGCGCGGGGCAGGUCGAGUCUGGACAUGAUUUUCUCACGGCAUAAUCAUAAUGGCAGUUAUUAUUGCCGCGUGGAGGUCGUCUCCUCCGGCACCGAAAGUA
This is a messenger RNA of Setaria italica (foxtail millet), 2714 nucleotides long. Its product is annotated as probable methyltransferase PMT19. The record is from RefSeq and is a predicted model, not a curated record. NCBI's taxonomy places the organism in Eukaryota, Viridiplantae, Streptophyta, Magnoliopsida, Poales, Poaceae. Gene Ontology annotation, cellular component: endosome; cytoplasm; trans-Golgi network. Gene Ontology annotation, molecular function: methyltransferase activity. The transcript has 6 exons. Bases 85 to 1935 code for a protein of 616 amino acids.